UCUCCCCAACUGCUUGUCACACUGACCUGCACCAUCUCUCUACUGCUCGUGGGGUUUCUGUCAACUAGUCCUGGAAGGGAGCAAACUCUUUGGAGAAUAACAGUUUAUUGUGGCCAUGCCAGAACCCACUAAGAAAGAGGAAAAUGAAGUGCCGGCCCCAGCCCCAGCUCCACCUCCAAAAGAACCAAAUAAAGAGAAGGAGGCCGGAACUUCACCAGCAAAAGAACCAAAUAAAGAGAAGGAAGCCAGAACUUCACCAGCAAAAGAACCAAAUAAAGAGAAGGAGGCCGGAACUUCACCAGCAAAAGAUGAAGAGGAAGCCUCCCUGCCUAGUGCCCUGCCUCCAGGUUUGGGUAGUCGGGCCCUGGAAAGAAAAGAUUCAGAAUGGUCUAUUGGCGAACCACCAGCAGGGGAGGAGCAGGAUAAACAGAAUGCCAGCAAUCAGCUGUCCACCCUGUUGGUGGAAAAGCCUCAAAGCGGAACAGUGAAAGUUGGUGAAAAUAUCACCUUUAUAGCCAAAGUCAAGGCCGAAGAUCUUCUUAGAAAACCCACCAUCAAAUGGUUCAAAGGGAAAUGGAUGGACCUGGCCAGCAAAGCCGGGAAGCACCUCCAGCUGAAGGAAACCUUCGAAAGGCACAGUCGGGUGUACACGUUUGAAAUGCAGAUUAUCCAGGCCAAAGAGAACUACGCAGGAAACUACAGAUGCGAGGUCACUUAUAAGGAUAAGUUUGACAGCUGUUCAUUCGAUCUUGAAGUUCGUGAAUCUACUGGGACUACUCCAAACAUCGACAUCAGAUCCGCUUUCAAGAGAAGUGGAGAAGGUCAAGACGAUGCAGGGGAACUUGACUUUAGUGGUCUCCUGAAACGUAGGGAGGUGAAGCAGCAGGAGGAACAACCCGAGGUAGACGUGUGGGAGCUGCUGAAGAAUGCGAAACCCAGCGAGUACGAGAAGAUCGCCUUCCAGUACGGCAUCACUGACCUGCGCGGGAUGCUCAAGCGGCUCAAACGCAUGCGCAGAGUGGAGAAGAAGAGCGCAGCUUUUGCAAGAAUUCUUGAUCCUGCAUAUCAGGUUGAUAAAGGAGGCAGGGUAAGAUUUGUUGUGGAACUGGCAGAUCCAAAGUUGGAGGUGAAAUGGUAUAAAAAUGGUCAAGAAAUUCGACCCAGUACAAAAUACAUCUUUGAACAUAAAGGGUGUGAAAGAAUCAUGUUUAUCAAUAACUGUACGCUAACAGAUGAUUCGGAGUAUUAUGUGACAGCUGGUGAUGAGAAAUGUUCCACUGAGCUCUUUGUGAGAGAGCCUCCAGUUAUGGUGACCAAACAGCUGGAAGAUACUAAAGCUUACUGUGGGGAAAGAGUGGAACUAGAAUGUGAGGUGUCUGAAGAUGAUGCCAAUGUAAAAUGGUUUAAGAAUGGUGAGGAAAUCAUCCCUGGUCCAAAAUCAAGAUACCACAUUAAAGUUGAUGGCAAAAGACACAUUUUGGUCAUAGACGAAGCAACGAAGGCUGAUAGUGCAGAAUAUUCUGUAAUGACAACAGGAGGACAGUCAUCCGCUAAACUUAGUGUUGAUUUAAAACCUCUGAAGAUAUUGACACCUCUGACUGAUCAGACUGUAAAUAUUGGAAAAGAAAUCUGCUUGAAGUGUGAAAUAUCUGAAAACAUAUCAGGAAAGUGGACUAAAAAUGGCCUACCCAUUCAGGAGACUGACCGUCUAAAGAUUGUUCACAAAGGAAGAAUCCACAAAUUGGUGAUAGCCAAUGCUCUAACUGAGGACGAAGGUGAUUAUGUAUUUGCACCAGAUUCCUACUCUGUUACCUUGCCUGCCAAAGUUCAUGUUAUUGAUCCUCCUAAGAUCAUCCUUGAUGGUCUUGAUGCUGACAAUACAGUGACAGUAAUUGCAGGAAACAAGCUUCGUCUAGAGAUUCCCAUCAGUGGAGAACCACCUCCUAAAGCCCUUUGGAGCCGAGCAGAUAAGGCUAUUAUGGAGGGCAGUGGCCGGAUAAGAGCUGAAAAUUACCCUGACAGCACCACUCUGGUUAUUGAUAUAGCAGAAAAAGAUGAUUCUGGUGUUUACCACAUAAAUCUGAAAAAUGAAGCUGGGGAAGCACAUGCAAGCAUCAAAGUUAAAGUUGUGGAUAUCCCUGAUCCUCCAGUGGCACCGAAUGUGACAGAUGUGGGAGAUGAUUGGUGCGUCAUGACCUGGGAUCCUCCUCUCUACGACGGAGGGUCCCCAAUCUUAGGGUACUUCAUUGAGAGGAAAAAGAAACAAAGCUCCAGGUGGAUGAGGCUGAAUUUUGAUCUCUGCAAAGAAACAGUCUUUGAGCCCAAGAAGAUGAUUGAAGGUGUGGCCUACGAGGUCCGCAUCUUUGCCGUCAAUGCCAUUGGCAUCUCCAAGCCCAGUAUGCCCUCCAGGCCUUUUGUCCCAUUGGCUGUAACCAGCCCUCCUACUCUUCUGGCUGUUGACUCUGUAACUGACACCAGUGUCACCAUGAAGUGGCGGCCCCCCGACCAGAUUGGUGCAGCAGGUUUAGAUGGCUAUGUGCUAGAGUAUUGCUUUGAAGGAUCUGACAACUGGAUAACUGCAAACAAAGAACUGAUCGAGAAGACCAAGUUCACCAUCACAGAUCUGCCAACAGAUGCAAGGAUCUAUGUGCGCGUGAAGGCUGUGAAUGCUGCUGGCGCCAGUGAGCCCAAGUACUACUCUCAGCCCAUCCUUGUGAAGCAAGUCAUAGAGGCUCCAAAGAUUCGCAUCCCAAGGCACCUGAAGCAAACCUACAUCCGCAGAGUCGGAGAAGCCAUCAAUCUGGUUAUUCCUUUCCAGGGAAAACCAAAACCAGAAUUAACUUGGAUGAAGGAUGGUGCACCUAUUGAUAAGAAUCAGAUCAACAUUCGCAACUCUGAGACGGAUACAAUCGUAUUUAUAAGAAAAGCAGAGAGGAGCCAUUCUGGGAAAUAUGAUCUUCAGGUCAAAGUGGAAAAAUUCGUGGAAACUGCAUCCAUCGAUAUCCGGGUUGUUGACCGUCCGGGUCCACCCCAAGUUGUGAAGAUUGAUGAUGUCUGGGGAGAGAAUGUCGCUCUAUCGUGGAUACCACCAAAGGAUGAUGGAAAUACUGCCAUUACAGGGUACACAAUCCAGAAGGCUGACAAGAAGAGCAUGGAGUGGUUCACUGUCAUUGAGCAUUAUCACCGAACCAAUGCCACCAUUACUGAACUGGUCAUUGGAAAUGAGUAUUACUUCCGGGUCUUUGCUGAAAACAUGUGCGGCCUCAGUGAGGAUGCAACAAUGACGAAAGAGAGCGCCGUGAUUGCCAAGGAUGGUAAAAUCUACAAAAAUCCAGUGUAUGAAGACUUUGAUUUCACAGAAGCGCCCAUGUUUACUCAGCCAUUGGUCAACACCUAUGCUAUAGCUGGUUACAAUGCCACCCUGAACUGCAGUGUGAGAGGAAAUCCUAAGCCCAAAAUUACCUGGAUGAAAAACAAAGUUGCUAUUAAAGAUGACCCAAGAUACAGGAUGUUCAGCAAUCAAGGGGUCUGUACUCUGGAGAUUCGCAAGCCCAGCCCUUAUGACGGAGGCACUUACUGCUGCAAAGCUGUCAAUGACCUUGGGACAGUGGAGAUUGAAUGCAAACUGGAGGUGAAAGGUGGCCUUUCCUUCUGCAGGCUCCUCUUGCAAGGUGUGCCUCCUAACAUAAUUGAUUCAUAUUUGCGAGACUUGCACUCAAGCAAUCCUGAGGAAUACUAAGGGCCUGGGCACUGCCUUUCUGCACGCCACUGCUUUGAAAUCGGGUUGCAAUGAGAAAGCAUUUUCUGUUUUUCCACCAGGCUCCCAAGUGUGGUCAUUUUCUUUCCUCCUGAUGUUGAAAAUUUAAAAAAAAAAAAAAAAAAAAAAGUUUGCACGAAUUGCUUAAUUAAAAAUUGCAAACAAA
This is a messenger RNA of Hippopotamus amphibius kiboko, 3923 nucleotides long. RefSeq names its product myosin binding protein C1 (gene MYBPC1). The coding region runs from base 116 to 3739 and encodes 1207 amino acids. NCBI's taxonomy places the organism in Eukaryota, Metazoa, Chordata, Mammalia, Artiodactyla, Hippopotamidae. The record is from RefSeq and is a predicted model, not a curated record. The transcript is spliced from 32 exons. Gene Ontology annotation, molecular function: protein binding.